Messenger RNA from Pocillopora meandrina, 372 nucleotides. NCBI's taxonomy places the organism in Eukaryota, Metazoa, Cnidaria, Anthozoa, Scleractinia, Pocilloporidae. The record is from the annotation of a GenBank genome assembly.
AUGUUCUUCUUGUUUCUUCUCCGGGUAUUGUUCCAACUAACGCAUGCGGCGGCAGAAGUAAAGGAUGACCAACCUCCACUAAUACUAGUAUCACUGGAUGGAAUGGAUUGGCGAGUUUUGAGGGGUCAACUUUCCAAAACUACCAAUUUGAACUUCAUCGCUCAAACUGGAGUCAGAGCCGACUACAUAAAAAAUGUUACGACUACCUCUACAUGGCCCAAUCAUCAGAGUAUCCUCACUGGUUUAUACCCGGAAAGUCACGGCAUUGUGGAUAAUGUAUUCUGGGAUCCGGAUUAUGGAGAACAGUUCAUUUUCGGUUAUGAUUGUUCAAACUUUGAUCCCAAGUUUUACAAUGCAUCAGAGCCAAUAUGA